Molecule: messenger RNA, 1377 nt
Organism: Microthlaspi erraticum
Lineage: Eukaryota; Viridiplantae; Streptophyta; Magnoliopsida; Brassicales; Brassicaceae
Source: the annotation of a GenBank genome assembly
AUGGCUCCUGAUGCUUCUGCUGCUCUUGCAGCGAGGGAGAAAGUUCAGCAAUUCCUGAAUGCGGCUUGCACAGGAAAUCUUGACUUCCUUAAGAAGGUUGCUGAGCAGCUUGAUGAAGGAAAAGACUUGAGAAAAACUGUAGAGAGUAUCAAAGACGCGAACAAGCGCGGUGCUCUUCAUUUCGCUGCAAGAGAAGGCCAAACUGAUGUCUGCAGAUAUCUCUUGGAAGACCUCAAACUCGAUGCCGACACCAAAGAUGAAGCUGGGGAUACUCCGCUUGUUCAUGCUACGAGGCAAGGGCAGAUUGAAACAGCAAAGUAUCUGUUAGAGCACGGAGCUGAUGCUAACAUUGCAAGUGAACUUGGAGCCACGGCAUUGCAUCACGCGGCUGGGACAGGAGAAAUCGAGUUGCUAAAGGAACUGCUUUCAAGAGGUGUUCCCGUUGAUUCUGAAAGCGAGUCUGGCACGCCAUUGGUUUGGGCUGCUGGUCACGACCAGAAAGAUGCUGUGGAAGUCUUGUUACAACACAACGCCAAUCCUAAUGCUGAGACUGAAGAUGGUGUCACACCAUUGUUAUCUGCAGUAGCAGCUGGUUCCGUAGCAUGCUUGGAGUUGUUGGUCAAGGCAGGUGCCAAAGCCAACGUUUUUGCUGGUGGUGCUACUCCGUUGCACAUUGCGGCUGAUAUUGGAAGUCUCGAGUUAAUCAACUGUUUGCUUAAAGCUGGUGCUGAUCCUAAUCAGAAGGACGAGGAAGGAAACAGGCCGUUGGAAGUGGCGGCUGCAAGAGAGGACAGAAAGAUUGUUGAGAUCCUCUUCCCGUUGACAACGAAACCCGAAUCUGUUUCGGAUUGGUCAGUAGAUGGAAUUUUCUCCCACAUGGAAUCAAACAAAGAAAAGGAACUAGAGGCAAACUCAAACAAUGCGAAAUUAGGAGAGACCGGGAUCAAGAAAGAUCUUCCACAGGUCUCUGAAGAAGCAAAGGCAAAAGCUGCAGAAGCAAAAGCAAGAGGACAAGAUGCAUUCCACAGAAAGGAUUUCCAGAUGGCCAUUGAUGCAUACACUCAAGCAAUUGAUUUUGACCCGACGGAUCAUACCUUCUUCUCGAACCGAAGCCUCUGCUGGUUGCGGUUAGGACAAGCUGAGCGUGCCUUGUCCGAUGCGAAAGCAUGCAGAGAACUCAAACCUGAUUGGCCUAAAGCCUGUUUCAGAGAAGGCGCUGCUCUGCGUUUGCUUCAGCGAUUCGACGAGGCAGCAAAUGCAUUUUACGAGGGAGUGUUGCUUAGCCCUGAAAGCAAAGAGCUCGUUGAUGCUUUCAGAGAAGCUGUGGAUGCCGGAAGGAAGUUUCACGGCAAGGACAAGAUUGAUGCCAAAUCAUAG